Molecule: messenger RNA, 2207 nt
Organism: Cyclopterus lumpus (lumpfish)
Lineage: Eukaryota; Metazoa; Chordata; Actinopteri; Perciformes; Cyclopteridae
Gene: khsrp
Product: KH-type splicing regulatory protein
Biological process (GO): regulation of DNA-templated transcription
Cellular component (GO): cytoplasm; nucleus
Molecular function (GO): mRNA binding
Source: RefSeq, a predicted model, not a curated record
CGCGGGGGUUGAAAGAAUCGUUGAUUGGCUAUUUUAAGCAAGGAAGUUUGCCGGCGUGGUAGGCUUUAUCACGACACGCACACUGGUGUCUCCGUACGCUCUCGUUCAGCCUUCCCGCUUCUGCGCAGCUUGACCCGGCCACAGCUACCCAGCCUGCCCCCUGUGUCUACUCGCCCCUUGUGAGCAGCAUGUCUGAUUACGGCGGUCUGCCGACGAACGGAGUCGGAGCUGGGAUGAAAAACGACGCUUUUGCUGAUGCAGUACAACGAGCCAGACAGAUUGCAGCUAAAAUCGGUGGAGACGGUGUUUCCUCAGUGAGCAACAACGGCGGAGCUGAGAACUAUCCAUUCUCGGCACAGAAAAGAUCCCUGGAAGAAGCAGAUGAACCCGAUGCCAAGAAGGUAGCAUCACAGAGUGAAAUUGAUUCUGCAUUGUCUAUUGGAGCUCAGCUGGCGGCCCUGUCCCAACAAAGUGUCAGACCCUCCACAAUGACAGAAGAGUUCAGGGUGCCUGAUGGCAUGGUCGGCCUCAUCAUAGGCCGAGGAGGUGAACAAAUUAACAAAAUACAGCAGGAUUCUGGCUGCAAGGUCCAGAUUGCGCACGACAGCGCUGGCCUUCCAGACAGAACUGUUUCUCUGACUGGGUCACCAGAUGCCAUACAGUAAAGCCAAGGCCCUAUAGAUGACAUAGUGUCACGGGGUCAUGAGACGCCUAAUGGAAGUACGGUUCCAUGCAGGGAGAUGAUCAUCCCUGCAGGCAAGGCUGGCCUUAUUAUUGGUAAAGGAGGAGAGACCAUCAAACAGCUACAGGAGCGGGCUGGAGUGAAAAUGAUUCUUAUUCAAGAUGGAUCCCAGCCACCCAACAUAGAUAAACCCCUACGCAUCAUUGGAGACCCUACAAAGUGCAGGUACUCCUCACAAGCAAAGGAUAUGGUUAAUGAGAUUCUACGAGACAGGGACCAUGCAGGCUUUGCAGAACGAAGUGAAUACGGCCCAAGGAUGGGAGGCGGUGGAGGAGGAGGAGGAGGAGGCGGAGGAGGGGGUGGUGGCGGCGGCGGCGGCAUCGAUAUAGCUGUGCCCCGCCACUCAGUUGGAGUUGUAAUUGGCAGAAGUGGAGAGAUGAUCAAGAAGAUCCAGAGCGACGCUGGAGUGAAGAUACAGUUUAAACCAGAUGAUGGUACAGGUCCUGAAAAAAUAGCCCAUAUAAUGGGUCCACCAGACCAGUGUCAGCAUGCUGCAUCAAUCAUCACUGACCUGCUACAGAGCAUCCGUGCACGAGAGGAGGGUGGGCACGGGGGCCCCCAAGGUCCUGGUGGAGGGAUGUCACCUGAUGGCCGUGGACGAGGUAGAGGCCAGGGGAAUUGGGGUCCUCCGGGAGGAGAGAUGACCUUCUCCAUUCCUGCCCACAAAUGUGGGCUUGUCAUUGGCAGAGGAGGAGAGAAUGUCAAGUCCAUUAACCAACAGACCGGCGCAUUUGUUGAGAUAUCUCGUCAGCCACCACCAAAUGGUGACCCUAACUUCAAAAUGUUCAUCAUCCGAGGGUCCCCACAACAAAUUGACCAUGCAAAGCAGCUCAUAGAAGAGAAGAUUGAGGCACCAUUGUGUCCAGUCGGUGGCGGUCCUGGUCCAGGGGGUCCUGGUCCAGGUGGUCCAGGGGGGCCCUAUAAUCAAAACCCUUAUAAUGCAGGGCCUCCUGGUGGUGCUUCUCAUGGCGCCUCACCUGGUGGCCCCCAGUACUGUCCACAGGGUUGGGGAGGUAACUACCAGCAGUGGCAAGCCCCAGGUCCACAGGACCCGAGUAAGGCGGCAGCAGCAGACCCAAACGCAGCAUGGGCUGCAUACUAUGCAUAUUAUGGUCAACAGCCAGGAGGCGCCAUGGCAGCCCAGGCUCCUGGAGCCUCUGCACCAGGAUCAGGGGACCAGGGCCAAGCCCCACAGGCCUCUGGGGGCCAGCCAGACUAUACUAAAGCUUGGGAGGAGUAUUACAAGAAGAUGGGCAUGGCCCAGCCAGCUGGAGGGGCUGGUGCAGCUCCAGGGGCAGCAGCGGCCGCCACUGCAGCAGCAGCAGGUGGGGCUGGAGCUGGAGGCCAGCAGGACUACAGUGCUGCCUGGGCCGAGUACUACAGACAGCAGGCUGCCUACUAUGGACAGCCAGGACAGGCGCCUGGACAGGCAGCUCCUCCACAGCAGGGACAACAGGCCCAGUAA